Molecule: messenger RNA, 673 nt
Organism: Vanessa atalanta (red admiral)
Lineage: Eukaryota; Metazoa; Arthropoda; Insecta; Lepidoptera; Nymphalidae
Gene: CPG15
Product: glycine-rich protein 5-like
Exons: 5
Coding region: 127-639 (170 amino acids)
Source: RefSeq, a predicted model, not a curated record
GGCCGCGGAAGAGCUUCCGUUCUCUAGCUCGUCUCACGGCCCUCCCGCAGCCCCGAGUGGGGCGUCAGCUCUGCAUAUAUAAUACAAUGUCGACCCCUCAGCAGACAGAUAUCGCAUAGCAUCAACAUGAAGGUAUUCGUUUGUUUGAUGGCGUUAGCCGUUGCCGUCCAAGCCGGCUACCUCGGAGGCGGUGGCGGUGGCUGGUCCGGCGGUGGCGGAGGCGGAUAUGGCGGUGGAGGCGGAUAUGGCGGUGGUAGCAGUGGCGGCUGGUCCAGUGGUGGUGGAGGUGGUUACGGCGGCGGCGGCGGUGGUGGCUUUGGAGGUGGCCACGGAGGUGGUGGCGGAGGCGGCGGCCAAAUAGUGAAGGUUAUCAAAGUGAUAGUUCCCAGCGGUGGCGGCGGCGGUUACGGCGGCGGCGGCGGCUUCGGAGGCGGUAGCGGUGGUGGCUGGAAAUCUGGCGGCGGUGGCGGCUUCGGAGGCGGCAGCGGUGGUGGCUGGAAAUCCGGCGGCGGUGGCGGCUACGGAGGCGGUAGCGGUGGUGGCUGGAAAUCCGGCGGUGGAAGCAGCGGUUGGUCCAGCGGUGGUGGAGGCGGUGGCUGGAAAUCUGGCGGCGGCGGUGGUUCCUCCGGCUGGUGGUGAUCUCCCGAAUAACGAAUGUCAAUAUACCAAUACC